AUGUUCACUUUUCUAGUGUUCGCUUUCAUUGCUUCCACAUAUGCCGACCUCUGCCCUUACAGCACUGGAAUGACUGAUCCUGUGCGAAAUGAGAUCUUGAAUGUGCACAACAAAUUCAGACACUCAGAUCGUAGCUCAAGGCAAAAUGCUGGUGAGAACAUUUUCAUGGCAAGCCCACCUGGUGACAAGGUCCUGAUGGCUAGAAGAGCCGCUUACGCAUGGGCUGGAGAGCUGAACCAAUAUGGUGUUGGUAAAGAAAACAUCUUUACAAUGUCUGUAGCAAAUCGGCGUGUCGGACAUUACACACAGGCUGUAAAAGCUAUAUUCAAACUUUGCCAUGUAUAUGGUGUAGUUGCGUACUAUGCACAAACUCCCGAAGCUGCGUAA
Messenger RNA from Strongylus vulgaris, 387 nucleotides. The record is from the annotation of a GenBank genome assembly. NCBI's taxonomy places the organism in Eukaryota, Metazoa, Nematoda, Chromadorea, Rhabditida, Strongylidae.